Rhodamnia argentea is the source of this 1880-nucleotide messenger RNA. Its product is annotated as aspartate aminotransferase, chloroplastic. The transcript is spliced from 12 exons. NCBI's taxonomy places the organism in Eukaryota, Viridiplantae, Streptophyta, Magnoliopsida, Myrtales, Myrtaceae. The record is from RefSeq and is a predicted model, not a curated record. The coding region runs from base 272 to 1672 and encodes 466 amino acids. Gene Ontology annotation, molecular function: pyridoxal phosphate binding; transaminase activity. Gene Ontology annotation, biological process: biosynthetic process; amino acid metabolic process.
UUGUGCCCGUGACAAAAUCUAAUUCCCACCUGCCUGUAAGCCAACUGAAGUUUUCUCCUGAAAUACAGCAGGCUACUUGUUUUAGGAAGAAAGCAAUUAAUUAUCAGGGUAAAAGCGGAACAAGAAAGGAACACCAACUAAAUACUUAACCAGCGAUUCAACCGAGUUUCGCCUGCCCAUCCCGUCUUCGGUUUUGUCGUCUCUCUCCCUCUCUCCAGCUUUUGCGCGAAACACAUCGGUUUGGCUUCAGGGUUCGCAGUUCUUGAAUCAGAUGGCUUCCGCAAUGCUCUCUUUCGCGUCAGCUGCCGCCUCCGCUUCAGCUUCACUGCCAGUGCAUGAAAAUCUCAAGGGGAAAACAAAGAUUGGAAGUGUUAAUUUCGGCAGUAGUGUGCAAGAGAGAAACCCAUUUGGCAAAACUAAGCAUUUUGGUAGGGUAUCUAUGACUGUUGCAGUUAAUGUUUCUCGAUUUGAGGGCAUAACAAUGGCCCCUCCCGACCCGAUUCUUGGGGUUUCUGAAGCCUUUAAAGCAGACACGGAUGAAAAGAAGCUCAACCUUGGAGUCGGGGCAUAUCGGACUGAAGAAUUGCAGCCUUACGUGCUUAAAGUUGUCAAGAAGGCUGAGAAUCUCAUGCUGGAGAGAGGGGAAAACAAAGAGUAUCUCCCAAUAGAAGGUUUAGCCGCAUUCAAUAAAGCAACUGCAGAGUUAUUGUUUGGAGCAGAAAAUCCAGUGAUAAAGCAACAGAGAGUUGCAACUGUUCAAGGUCUUUCAGGGACCGGUUCCCUUAGGCUGGCUGCUGCUCUUAUUGAGCGGUACUUUCCUGGAGCGAAGGUGUUGAUAUCAUCUCCGACUUGGGGAAACCACAAGAAUAUUUUCAAUGAUGCUAGAGUUCAGUGGUCUGAAUACCGAUAUUAUGACCCAAAAACAGUGGGAUUGGAUUUUGACGGGAUGAUUGCUGACAUUAAGGCUGCGCCAGAAGGAUCUUUUAUCUUGCUCCAUGGCUGUGCUCACAACCCAACUGGCAUUGAUCCAACCCCUGAACAGUGGGAAAAGAUUGCCGAUGUCAUUCAAGAGAAGAAUCAUAUACCUUUCUUUGAUGUUGCUUAUCAGGGAUUUGCAAGUGGAAGCCUUGACGCUGAUGCUGCAUCAGUGAGACUGCUUUCUGCUCGAGGCAUGGAGCUUCUGGUGGCUCAGUCUUACAGUAAGAAUCUGGGUCUUUAUGCAGAGAGAAUUGGAGCAAUCAAUGUUGUCUGCUCAUCUGCAGAUGCAGCAACAAGGGUGAAGAGCCAACUGAAGCGGCUUGCUCGGCCAAUGUAUUCUAAUCCUCCUGUCCAUGGGGCUAAGAUUGUUGCGAAUAUUGUCGGCGAUCCAGCUCUAUUCAAUGAAUGGAAGGCAGAAAUGGAGAUGAUGGCCGGAAGGAUCAAGAAUGUGAGACAAAAGCUAUAUGACAGCCUCUCUGCCAAGGACAAGAGCGGGAAGGAUUGGUCAUUUAUACUCAAGCAAAUUGGCAUGUUCUCAUUUACAGGCUUGAGCAAAACUCAGAGCGAUAACAUGACAAACAAGUGGCAUGUCUACAUGACAAAGGACGGAAGGAUCUCCUUGGCUGGAUUAAACUUGGCGAAGUGCGAGUAUCUUGCAGAUGCCAUCGUGGAUUCAUAUCACAACGUCAGUUGAGUCUCAGAGACAAGGAGGAGGUAAUUGUAUUAGGAACCUUCGAAAGUUUUGGUCAUGGGAUACGGCGUAGUGGAAAACUGGACAACAAUAAUUCAGCAAAUAAUGUAAUCUUCAGCAACGCUUCAAAAUAAUUGUGCUUGAAGUCUCAAUCUUUGAUGGGGAUUAAGCCCCUAGUUCAGAGGAAGUUCAAUGAAAAUUUUGAGUUCUC